CAUUUGCCCAAGGCAUAGGAACAGGGUGGCAAAACAUGAUCGGAUCCCAUGUCGAAAAGAAUGACUUCGCGCAUAUCUACUGACUUGCUCUCUUCUUUCUUCAAAUUCCUGACACUUUUUUCUUUCCCCUCUACACGCUUAUGGUUGCUUGCUGGCUCGGGCUGACCGGUCUUUGCAUCAUUAGCGACUGGCACACGUGUCUUGCGCAGGCGCAAUCGGUACGUGGAUGUUUCUCGACAGGCCGUCAUCGGCUGACCUCCUUUAGCAUUGCACAUAGGCUUUACGAGCGUAUGCGAAAAGUCCAGAUCCGACAUGGCUUCUACCUUUACCAUGGUGAUCAAGCAAGGUAGCUUUCAAAGCGGACACUGCAGCACCUGGAGCCGUGGAUUGAAGUUGAUGUUGUGCGCGGCCAGUCUUCUGGCUGCCGUUAUUCUAUUGCGCCGGCAUGCCUCCUGCACGAACGACACAUGCUCGCCCCUCUGCUUUCUGAGUGCGCUCAAGAGCUUGAGCGCCCCUCAUGGAAAAGUCGCAUUGCAAGGCAAUUGGCGGUCGGCCCAGCUUAUUAAACGUGUUGAAAUACACCUUCCCUCGGACGUCACGAACCCUACGACACGCCACGCCAUGGCCAAAAGCGCGAUGGAGUACCUCGAGGACUAUCCCGGCGUGACACAAGUCAAAGCGAUGGCUGGUUUCAAGGGGGGCAACAGGCUCCAACCCAAGACUCAUUUCAGAGCCAAGUUGAUCGUCGAGGGAGACCGUCGAUACGUCUUUCGCGAUAAGCAGAACAGGUUGAUCCAUCGCAUACCUAUGGCGAAGGGGCAUCGCUUCUUCAGCAAAUCCAGAGUAUAUUCCGAAGACGUCUUUCAUGGAGUCGAUCGCCACAGCGAGGCGCGCACCUCUGCGCAAGUGACAGCCUUUCCCAGAAUCGCUGACUCGAGGCAUCUGGACGAGGAAGCACUGCCCACCAGUGUUGAGGCGGCCAUCGAUAGAAAGAAAGAGCUAACAGGACUUGCCCUGAAACGCAUGAAGUCCGCGCCGGAUGUGAGAAAACACAAGGGAAACCCCCUUCGAGCAGAGGAGAGGCAAUUGGGGUACAAGGAGGCGUUUCGCAAAAGAUUUGAUCCGAACAAACGAACAUCUCAACUCGAGACGCCUAGAGAUCCGGUGCUUCAUAGACAACUCUUACGAGUCAACGCGCUGCUGGAGGGAAAACUUGCGUCGGCAGAGGGGCCGGGCAAAUCAGCUUCCCAACAGCCGGGUAUGACCGGUGAGACUUCAGCUCCCACUGACGAGACGACACCUAGACUUGAGCUCUUGCAUCCAGAAAGACCUCGGGGGGAAGGAGGCAGGUUCAUCGCCAAAUCUUCACAAGCAUCAGAAGUCGUCGCUGCAUCUUCGGCAGUUCAAAAGGGCUCAGCUUCGACGGGCGAGAAGAGUACCAACAUGCAUCUCUCGCAGCCAAAGGUACCUCGGGGCAAAAGGGGCAGCUUCACCGCAGAAUCCUCAGGGACACAAAAGCGGCCCAAGCUCGGCGGCGCAGACAACUUUGCCCCUCAGCGCAAGACCCGCACUGUUCAGACUCCAACGGAGGGGGCUGCGCUUGCUCAUGUGGGCUCAGGUUCCCUAAGGCCAGUGCCUGCUGCGCACGAUAUUAGACUCUGGACGUUAUCGAACCAUCGCGGACGCACAAGUGCGGGCGAAGUAGAACGAGCAAGUAUGACUGCUCAAGGCCACGGACCACCUGCAACCCUGGAACGUGUCUCACAUUCCUCUGAUGUUGCGGCCUCACCAAAUCAUGAAAGCAACCCAGGGCUCAGCUCGCCUUCUCCUCAAUCGUCCUACAGACCAGUCAUCACCUGGCACACAGGUUCGCCGACUCAUUCUGAUGCCAACAACGCCCACGCAGCUGCAUCUCCGCCUCCAGCAGACGAUUUUCACUUCCCUCAUAUUGUUGGCGACUACGACGCGGACCUAGCGGCAUGGCUGCACAGCCCAUCGACAAGUCCGAAGAGUCAAGGUCACGCUGCGCACACGGAUCCCGUCUCGUCGAGUCAUGCAUCUGCUGGAAUCAAUGCAGCUACGAGCCACAACCAAAUCGUGCCGGAGACUGCGCACCACGAAUCUGAUCCAGCUAGUCCUGCGUAUCAUCACUUUUCGCCGCUCGACAACCAUUUCGAGCCUGACGAGCUUGCUCACCUACUUCGGAGCCCGCCCCGAGCAUCGCUUUUGCCCCCAGACCACCAUGGACUUGCGAGCGAAAAUCAUCGCAUGCAUCGGCGAUCUGUGCAGGUAAAGUCUGUGAUGAAGAAGCAAUUUCGGCGAGAGCUACACGGAUCGACCGCGCGGCUACAGAAAAGGGUCAUCAUCGACUAUCACACUAUAAGCAAGCCAGAGCCUCAAUGGGCGUUGGCACAUUCGAUCAAGAAGCACUUUGAGGAAUUUCACGGUGGACAAGAGCCCGACUCGGUCAUUGUGCAGCACAACUUCUCGCCUUCUGCAGAUCCGAAACAUCCGGAACGCCCCGCUUGCUUGGUAACAGCAUACACGGCACAAGGCACACGGACGCUAGACAAUUGCCCAACUGCUGCGCAUCAGCCAGAGGUCAAACCAAACGAGCACGUUGUGCAUCUCUCUGACAAGUUCCAUCCCGUGUACAUCAAUGAAGUGCGCCAAGUAUUCAGGAUCAAAGAGAUUGCACCUCCCACUCGACCGCGCAAGGCCGGCUACGGAAGGCUGGUCCAGACCAACCAUCUGGAUGAAGAUGGUUUCAUCAAGCCAGAACAUGUAGGCAAGGAGAUCAGCAAACCUCGUCCAGUCAGGGGCCCCUGGACAAGUCCAUGAUGAGUGGCCAAAUGCCAAGAAUCCCACCAAUGGCUCAAAUUCGACCCCUUCGACCAGCAAUGCCGCUCGGAGGUUUUGGAGGUAAGAGAAGACGCUUUCAACCGCCUGGUGGCUUGGGCUUCGAAAGGAGCAUCGGUGCUGCCAGGGAGAUUCCUCGGACGGAGAUUGACAAUGCAGCGCGCGGCGCAUCGAAGAAGGAUGCCUCAUCGAGCAGAGAACGCGUCUCGAAGCAGACCAUUGCGCAGGAGUCCCCCACAGCGCGCGAGGUCACCGCGCCUUUGCAAGGCGGCGCUUUUCCGAGCGCAAAAAGACCUGCAGAAGUGUCAGUAGAGAC
Ceraceosorus guamensis is the source of this 3175-nucleotide messenger RNA. RefSeq lists its product as hypothetical. The record is from RefSeq and is a predicted model, not a curated record. The transcript has 3 exons. The coding region runs from base 313 to 2841 and encodes 842 amino acids. NCBI's taxonomy places the organism in Eukaryota, Fungi, Basidiomycota, Exobasidiomycetes, Ceraceosorales, Ceraceosoraceae.